AUGCGUUUGCACUUAGGAUACUGCUUAAUCGGUCUUCUGUCCCUGCCAUUCACGGAUGCCGAUGCCGAUUUCGACAGCGUCAAGACCCAUCUAACGAAGUCGCACGCCGAUAUCGACUCCAAGAAACCCAACAAAUACUUCCACGAAGCUACUUUCUCCCGACACUAUGACGGCCGCUUCGGCGAGAAAGAACUCCCCUACAAUGAGCGCCGCGACCGCUUGUCAUACCUAAUCCAAGCCUACCUCCGCACGAUGAACGACAUCGGCAUCGAGACAUUCCUGAUGCACGGCUCCUUACUAGGAUGGUGGUGGAACAGCAAAGUGAUGCCCUGGGACAACGACGUCGACGUCAUGGUCUCGGAGCGGUCAAUCCGGCACCUGGCCAACUACUACAACAUGACCAUCCACCGCACCCACCUCCCCAAUCUCUGGGCGCCACGCCAAUACCUCCUGGAGAUCAACCCGCACUACCUCAACGCCUCCGUAGAUUCCGACAACGGUAUCGACGCCCGCUGGAUCGACACCGACGUUGGCCUCUACAUCGACAUCACCACACUCCGCGUGAACCAUACCGCGCAAUCCCUCGGCUCCGACGGCGCGAUGAUGGCGAAAGACGGCCAUUCCUACAACUACGAUGAUAUUUUCCCGCUGCGGACGACGAAGUUUGAGGGUAUGCCGGCGAGAAUUCCCUAUGCCUACGCGGAUCUCCUCAUGGAGGAAUAUGGCGAAGAGGCGCUGUCCCGGGUGGAGAUUGAGGACCACAAGUAUGAUUUGACGAGGGAGGAAUGGAUCCCGAAUGUCAAUGCGAAGGCGAAGGAGAGGAUGAGGCAGAAGGUUCUGGAUGCGCAGGGAGGGUGA
Messenger RNA from Dissoconium aciculare CBS 342.82, 858 nucleotides. RefSeq names its product putative mannosylphosphorylation protein. Bases 1 to 858 code for a protein of 285 amino acids. Lineage: Eukaryota; Fungi; Ascomycota; Dothideomycetes; Mycosphaerellales; Dissoconiaceae. The record is from RefSeq and is a predicted model, not a curated record. The transcript has a single exon.